Messenger RNA from Ipomoea nil (Japanese morning glory), 1447 nucleotides. RefSeq names its product phospholipase A1-IIgamma-like. The transcript is spliced from 3 exons. Gene Ontology annotation, biological process: lipid metabolic process. NCBI's taxonomy places the organism in Eukaryota, Viridiplantae, Streptophyta, Magnoliopsida, Solanales, Convolvulaceae. The coding region runs from base 49 to 1245 and encodes 398 amino acids. Gene Ontology annotation, molecular function: glycerophospholipid phospholipase A1 activity. The record is from RefSeq and is a predicted model, not a curated record.
ACAGAAAUCCAUAGAAAAAUAAAAAAAAGAGUAGAGAAUUGAAGGAAGAUGAGUGACACAGGCAUUGCUGAAAGAUGGAAGGUUCUAAGUGGGAGUGAUAACUGGGAAGGGCUUCUGGAGCCUUUGGAUUCGGAUCUCCGCCGCUACCUCAUUCACUACGGAGCCAUGGUUGAAGUCGUAGCCGAUGCUUUCAUCAAUGAAGGAGCUUCCAAAAAUGUGGGAUUACCACGAUAUGCCAGGAGAAACCUCUUUCAAAAUACAGGACUUGUCAAGGGAAACCCUUUCAAAUAUGAAGUGACCAAAUACUUUUAUGCACCGGCUCUAUUAACACUCGAGUUGGGACCUAUAGACUAUACUUAUAAGCAAACAAACUGGAUUGGAUAUGUUGCUGUGGCCACGGAUGAAGGAAAAGUUGGGUUAGGACGAAGAGACAUUGUGGUUGUUUGGAGGGGAACAAUCCGACUCUUAGAGUGGAUUGAUGAUGCCAUAUUCCUUUUUGAUAAUGCCCCAUUAAUAUUUGGCCAAAACUCUGAUCCUCUGGUGCAUAUGGGUUGGUACUCUAUGUAUACCACCACCAAUCAAGAUUCCCCAUUCAAUCAAAAGAGUGCCAGAGAUCAGGUUCGUGAAGAAGUUGCAAGACUUGUUGAGUUAUACAAGGACGAGGAAAUUAGCAUAACCGUGACAGGACACAGCUUGGGUUCAUCCAUGGCAACACUAAACGCAGUAGACCUGGCUGCCAAUCCAGUCAACAAUAAUAAUAAUAAAGAUGUUCCAGUGACUGCUUUCUUGUAUGCAAGCCCCAAAGUAGGGGAUGAGAAUUUUAAGAAAGCCUUCUCUAAUCAACAAAACCUUCGAGCCUUGCGAAUCUCCGACGUCAAGGAUAAAGUUCCAACACUUCCGCCGAUUGGAUGGAAAGUUGGUGAGACCAUAGAUUCAAAAAUAGAUUAUGAAGAUGUGGGGGUGGGCUUGGUGAUUGAAUCUAAGAAAUCCGUGUAUUUGAAGCCUACGGGCCUCAACUAUCACGACUUGAUGCUUUAUAUGCAUGGAGUUGAUUUAUACGAGACGACGCCUACGGGAGACUUUGAUGUUGCCAAAGUUAAUAAGUAUCAGGAUGCUUUGACAGACGAUUAUGUGAAAGAACAUGGUAUACCGGCAGGAUGGUUUAACGUAAAGGAUAAAGGAAUGGUUCAGCAGGAGGACGGGAAUUAUAUCCUUAACGAUCAUGAGACGGAUGAUGAUGAAUGAGAAUCGAUGUUUUAAACAGAAACAGUUUCGUGCAUGCAUGCAAUAUGUGUGUUUGAAUAAAACUAAGUCUUCUGUAGCUUCAUGAAGACCUUUCUAUGCUUAUUGAGUGUGUUUUGAAUAAAAUUGGAGCUAAAAUGAGGCAACUAGCCGCUUGUGGCUAGGAUAGCUGUCUAGUCCAAUGCAUGUUUGUAUAUAUAAUAUA